AUGCGCGACGGCAUCUGUCUCUCGUACCUCCGAAACACGUUGUUCGAAGUCGAUCCGCGAGACAGGCUGCCUCCGUGGGUCGGAUUCCGUGCCGCGGACGACGAUGCGGGAUGGCGAUUGCCCUUGUCCCUUCAGUGUCUCCAGGCCCUGGCGAAGGCGUAUCUCGGCCAAGUGCAGGGCGCGCCGGCCGUCUCCAGGGAAGGAUCGCGCUUGUACGUGGCGUCUCUUGCACGGCUCAAUCGCGAGCUUCGUUCGCUACGAGCACCACCACCACCACCGCCGCCACCGCCACCAUCGGACCAGGAGCCAGCGGUGCGAAGGAGCAAGAACAGAACCAAAAGUGAAAGCGAAAGCGAAAGCCAAAGCCCAAGCACAUGUGAAACCGGCGACGAUGACAAUGUGCUGGCCAUCUUGAUUUUGGGAGCUUAUGAAAUGUUCGUCCUGUCCAGCUCGACCGGCUGGAUCGACCACGCACUCGGCCUGGGUAGCGUCCUCGAAAUGCGCGGGCCGCACGCUUUCGUCGCCAGCGCCAACAACAGUCUCGCCCACACACUCCUUGAAUCCUCCCGCUUCCUCAUCAUACUCGCCUCCCUCGCCGUGUCAAAGCGCACGUUUCUGUCCCGGGACGAAUGGAAAACCAUUCCGUGGUGGUGGUGGUCGUCGUCGAACGGCAAAAGCCCUGAUGGCCCCCAGGCAUCGAAAAGUGCCGCGGACUUGCUUCUCGACAUCUUCGCCGACCUGCCGGGCCUGAUGGAGCAGCGAGAGCGAGAACGGGAGCGAGCGCGAAAACGAAAACAAGGACGAGGACACGAACGACGCUGCGAUGAGGCUGAGGAUCUCUACGACCUACGCACGAAAGCAUCCAAGGUCCUUAACGACCUCUUAGCCUGGCGACGCGUUUGGGAUUCAAGUCCCGAGGGCCAGAUCACAACGAAAGAUAGCGCAGCAGUUCUAUCAUCUCGUCGAGCAGCGUCGCCGUCUCAAUUCUUCGACUCGACCGUGCUAAGUUUCACCUCCACCCAUGCGGCGACGUAUACAUGUCUGUACGAUGCCGCGCUGAUCCUGGCCAUUGAGCUUUUUCUCACCAGUACUACGCCUGGCGUGUCUCAAGCGUUCCCUCCGCCGCCAACACCACCGUCAUCGUCGUCGUCUUCGUCAAGACUCUUUGAAGAGAAGGAGGAGGACGACGAUGCACGCAUGCGAUCCCUCUCCCGCACCGCGGCCGUCGAAAUCUGCCGUAGCAUCCCCUUCCAACUCUCCCGCACGAGCUCUCUGACGGGCCAGUUUCUAGUGUUGUACCCUCUACGCAUGGCGUGGAAAGCGCUCGGCGGGAUGCGCGCCGGUGGCACCACCACCACCACCGAGGCGCGCUGGGUGCAAGAUCUGCUCGACGAGUUCGGCAAGGAUCCGAGGAACCAGUGGGGUGUCCUGAGGCAGACCAUCACCCAUGGCAUUACCAGUCCCAGUCCCGCUUGAUGCUACUCAGGAACAGACACUCAGGGUAACCCCUGUCCCACUGGUCCUUGAGGCUGAGAUGCACGUCGAUACCAACAAGGCGGACUUGAUAUUCACGAGGAAGUCAUCGUCGCCAUCGCCACGCGACCAGCCCUGUCCUGCUUAAGCCCCCAUGGAGCUCGUCGCCAACAUCAUGAUAUACCAUUCUAGAUGCCAGGAAGAAGGAAGCCAGGUUCAAGAAAAU
This is a messenger RNA of Exophiala xenobiotica, 1699 nucleotides long. RefSeq lists its product as uncharacterized. Lineage: Eukaryota; Fungi; Ascomycota; Eurotiomycetes; Chaetothyriales; Herpotrichiellaceae. The record is from RefSeq and is a predicted model, not a curated record. The transcript is spliced from 2 exons. Bases 1 to 1476 code for a protein of 491 amino acids.